Messenger RNA from Caenorhabditis elegans, 960 nucleotides. Lineage: Eukaryota; Metazoa; Nematoda; Chromadorea; Rhabditida; Rhabditidae. The record is from the annotation of a RefSeq genome assembly.
ACCGAGAAUUUGCUCGCCGAACGCCACGCCCUCCAAGGGGUUUUGUAUGAGUUCCCCCAAGGCUGCAAUUGCGACAAAGCUUGUCGUAACAUGUGUGCAGUGUUAGGCAAGAACUCUGUCACCUACAAUACCAUGAAGUUUUGGUUCGAAAAGUUCACGAAAAAGAACUACGAUCUCGAUGAUGAACCAAGAUAAGAUCGCUCUCGUUUGGCUAUCAAUAAGGAUAGCUCGAGAGCCCUGGAAGAUGAUCCAAGAUCAACGUCACGCGAACUUUCUGCGACUCUCAAGCAUCCCCAAAAAAUCAUUAUCAACCAUCUCCACGAAACCGGAAGGGUGCCAAAGUUCGGUCAACUCAUUCCUCACAAAUUGUUCGAUUCUCAGAAAAAUUGCGUUGUGACCUCUCUCUUUCGCUGCUCACUAGGAAACGAACGACGGACUGAAUUAAGGAUAUCAUUACUGAAGAUGAUAAGUGGGUAUUGUAUGUUAACCAUACCAGAAAGAAACAGUGAGUCCCGGUCGAGGAAACCGCGACCUGACCUCAAAGGGGAACUUCACGAGAAAAAAGUGCUUCUCUCAAUUUGGUGGGACAGUAAGGGGUUAGAUAAGGUGGUCCAUGCUCAUCGAUUACGUCACCCUAGAGGAUCAAAAUUGUUGCUGCUCUAUGACAAUGCAAUACCGCAUACAACUUUGAAGACACGCCAGAAGCUCCAGACACUCGGAAUCCAAGUUUUGUCUCACCCACCGUUUUCGCCGGACUUGACUCCUACUGACUACCAUUUGUUCCGCUCUCUCCAAAAUCACCUUGCCGGGUAGAAGUUUCAUUAUCGAAAGGUCGUCGAAACGUGGUUGGACGACUUCUUUACCUCCUAAUCUCAGGAGUUCUGUGCGGAGGGUAUUGCUCAACUUUCGUUGUGUUGGCAAGAAGUCAUAGACACUAAUGGUGAAUAUAUUAUCCCUUGA